GCCAAGAUUGUGUUUCCUUAUCAGUGGGGAACUUGUAGCGGUGCGGGCUUCCUCUGGGUUUCGCUAAAGAAGGGAGUUUUUGUGAAUUUUUCCAUUAGGUUGUGGUGGGGGUCGACUGUGGGGGUCCUUAGGCCGGUGUGUGGGGGGUAUCCUGAUACCUGAGACACGCGAGCCUCCCAGGAGCUGCACGAGUUCACAGGUGAACCUACAGGUGAUGCGUGGUGAUGCCAGUAUGCCAGGGGAGACAGUGCUCAAAGCCAGUCGCUAUGGAAACAUCCGCGUUUGCCCCACAGGAAGCGAUGAAGAGGAAGAUGAGAGGCAAAAGCGCACUCCUCACGUGAGUGCUCAAGCGGGUACGGGUCUGUACCCUCUGCCCACUGAAGCACUUUACUCCGACAGAGAUCGCCCAGCUCAAGAUGACAUGAAGGAAGACUCCAGAGAAUGGAUGUCACUUGCAGAUUUAAGCCAAGAUGAUGCCUCCUUCCUUGAAGGCUGCGUACAGUUGGAGAGGAGGUGGGUGCUCUGGCACGAGUUCAUGAAGGAAUAUUCUUGCUUGGACGACUGGCUACAGCUGGCAGAGAAAUUGGCUGCCUCCCCAAACUCCAGCCAUGUGCUGUACAUCACUGCAAAAGAGGAACUGCAGAAAUUUGAGAGUCUUCGUACCGAGUCCAGACAUCGCUUGAUCCAGCUGGACAGCCUCAGCCAGAAGAGCCACCUCCUGCUUGGUCUGUUCACAGGAGCUAUGAGAACCAGAAUGGCAGAAAUGACCAAAGAAUGCGGUCAGCGCUGGGACCAGCUCAGUACCACUGUAGACUCAGUCUGUCGCCGGUUAAAGCACUUUGUGCUCCAGCGAGAGGACUUUGAGAGACAGAGGGAGGAGAUGGCUGUCUGGCUGGCUGACAUGGACCUGAGACUGACCGAGGUGGAGCACUUUUCAGAGAGAAACACCUGUGCCAAGAUGCGGCAGCUUCAGGGCUUCCAGCAGGCCGUGGCUGAAAGCGCAGGCCGUCUGAACGAGCUGCUGGAGCAGGGAGAAAAGCUGAUCCAGCGGAGUGAGCCGGCUGAUGCUCAGGCCAUCGAGGGACAGCUGCAGGAACUGCUGCUGUACUGCGCUCGCGUCUUCCAGGGUCUGGGACGCCUUCACACACGCCUGCUCAGCAUGAGACUGGUGUUUGAGGAGGACUGGCCUUUGUGUUCGGACUCGGGCUGCCCGUCUGAGUCCAUGCUGGAGGAUGAAGCUGCUGGGGAUCGUGGUCCGACUCCGCCAGCCCUGAACAUCCCUGCCCAGCUCUGCCACGAGCAGCUGGUCCUGGAGUGGGACCCUUCUGUCGACAUUGGGGGCUCCAUCUCCCAUGACGACGCCGACUCUUCCUACUUCAGUGCCAACCCAGGUCUCUGCAGCGCAGCGGAGCUGCUUACCAAAGAUCCUCUGAGGAGGAGAGCUUACCUGAGUCCGUCCGACUCGCAAAAGGCCACAGCAUGUGUCCAGCAGCCGGUCACAGAGAGAAGCUUACAGGGCGUGGCUCCACCCCGGACCCCAGUGCCAGAUACUGGCAGACCGUGGUGUGGCGGGCUUUGGAAAACCUCCACUCCAAACUUGCACUCGGUGGAGCCAGUCACCUUUGACCCGGAGCGCAUCAGUGCCUGGCUGGGCCAGACACACCGGCUUUGCUCUAAAGCUGUCCAAACAGAGCACACUCUGCAGUUCUCCAGUUUUACUUCAUCACCAUCCGCUCAGAAGAGGCAGGAGGAGGAGGAGGAGUCAGGGGACGUUGAGUAUCUGGAGAAUGCACUCCCCAAGAGACCUCCCUGCCCAACACGUACACAAAACAUGUGUUCCACCCAGUCAUGUGACCUUCAGCAUCACUCCAGCAAACUUCUCCACUCAAACCCACAGUGUUUGACGAGGCUGUGCUCCAGUGAUUCAGAGGAGGGCAGCAGCCGGUAUAAGACACACUGCGCUCCUUGUGGUCAAGUCACUUCAGCAGAACGGCACCAAAGGUCUUUCCAUCUGGUGGAUGUGCUAAGGUCCAGAGUCAUGCUCUAUAUUCUCCUGGCCCUGCUACUGGUUGUGGUAAUCUGGCCUCCUGCGGUGCUUAAGGACAACCAGUGCCACCGUUCCAACACCCUGGAGCGCUCUUUCCACUUCGCCCUGCGCUAUGUCAAUGGACCACCUCCAACCUGAGGGCAGCAGGGGGGCUCUGUGCCCCAAAAAGAGGGCUUUGGAGUGUCUCUAAAGCAGAGCACCAGGAUCCAUUUCAGCAUUUUAUUCAUUUCGUGUAUAGCUUGUAACUUGUGGAGAAUUCCACUAGGAGGGCACCGUUGGCUUAUGUCAAUGUUUACAAUGUGUAGGUCCAUGGCACUUAAUUUAACUUGCCUGUGUGUUCUUAUUGGUUGAGAUUGGCAUUUCUUGUGUAGCAUACUUUCAAGUAACCAAUUAAGGAACAUGUACAAAUAAGCAAAUCGAGAUUUAAGUACAGGCCAGUGCUAAAAUGCUCCUGUUUAGGUUUGUACAACUUGUCAAACUAGACUGACGUCUAGAGUCCUUUCACAACAGCACCUUAAGAGAUUUGGGGAAUUAUUGUAAUUUAGAAGUUGUAUAGCAUGUUACACUUGCGUCCACUAAUGUCCAAAAAGUAUUUAUUCGUAUUUUUAAAAGUAAAGUAAAUAAAAUCUAUUCAAAUGUAGCAUAUCACAAGCUGUUUGAGAAGCCUGCUUCCAGACCCAGAAAACUUGUAAGACCUUUUUUACCGAUACUGUAACCAGAGAAACCUCCAACAAAAGCACUACUGACUGCUGGAAAGCAGCACCCACUACACAUGAAGCAGUGUAUGUUUACUAAGCUGUCAGUAAACUCCUCAGCUGUCCAUGGCAGCUUUUCAGCAAUGCCUGACCAGUGCCAGAAUACUUUUUUUUUUUUUUAACAAAAUUUGUCACAUCAGUUUACUGCUGGCGUAAGUUGUAAAAAAAAAAUGUCUAAACUACAGUAUGAGUGCUCUGGCAGUACUUUAUGGCCUUUUAUGGUGUGCAUAUACAGUAGAAUAAUACACAUUCAGCAAAAAGGUUGCCAUAGUAUUGAAUUCCCUGUAUACAGGCCUCAAACACGCCUAAUAUCCUUCCAGCUUUUUAUAUGAGCGUUAUCUAAAGUAUCACUAAACUAAGCAAUGUUUUCUAUGCAUCUAUGCUUGUGCGGCUGUCCGAGACACGUCUACAUCAUGCUCACUGAGGAGAUCGUUUUUGUUUUUGUGGUCAGAUCUGUAAUACAGUAAAGUUUCACAAGGUUCGGAGAGUAUACCUGUGAGAGAUUUGUAAUUAUUAUAAUUGACCAUGAUGAGUCAAUGAUGCGUGUUGUGUGUGUGUGUGUGUUGUCUGCAUGUAUUUGCCUUAAUAUGUCUGGUCAUUGUAUGCCUUUUUGCAAAAAGAGCACACACAAAAGAAGUAGCCUUUAAUAUUAAGGGUCAGUUUUCUGGAAAGGGAUUAAGUUUAUUCAUAGACUAUAUUUUCCUUUUUGGUGGAAAAUCUUCAAGACUGCGCUUAAUCCCUGUCUAAGAAGCUGCCCCAAUAUGUCUGCUCAGUUUAGAAUGCAUUGUUGUUUUUUAUUUUUAGUUUUUUCUUGUGAAUUUGUUUGGUUUGUCUUUUUUUGCCUUUGUAAACCUAAUUCAGUUGUAUUUGUGUGUUUUGAUAAACUCUUAACGUAUAGACAAUGGAAAUUAUGUAUACGGUUUAAAUGUGAACUGGGAAAAAAAAAAAAUCCGAUUUUUGAUUUAAGACUGAGACCUGACUGGACUGGCCUAAAGCCUUGGACAUUUAUGUUGAGUUUAAAUGUGUGUCUGUGGUGUGUUAUAGUUAUAGUACUAACCUUGAACCACAUGACAAGGAAUUAUUUUCUUAGAUAUAAUCAAGUAGUGUGGGGGAAAAAAUACA
This is a messenger RNA of Astyanax mexicanus (Mexican tetra), 3924 nucleotides long. Its product is annotated as SPEC and KASH domain-containing protein. The record is from RefSeq and is a predicted model, not a curated record. Gene Ontology annotation, cellular component: nuclear envelope; membrane; meiotic nuclear membrane microtubule tethering complex. NCBI's taxonomy places the organism in Eukaryota, Metazoa, Chordata, Actinopteri, Characiformes, Acestrorhamphidae. The transcript is spliced from 13 exons. The coding region runs from base 215 to 2185 and encodes 656 amino acids. Gene Ontology annotation, molecular function: protein binding.